CGGAAACCGCGUCGGCUCCAACUCCAGUCGCCGGCGGACGCUGCCCUGGGCUCAUCAGCAUGAUUUCCCUGACGGCCGGCACGGCCGCCAGCCUGGCGAAGAUCGCCCCGCCGCGCGCCGCGACACACGUCGCCGACGAGAGGAAGGGCAAGAGGGCCAAGAAGAAGGAGAAGAAGGCCAAGAAGGCGGACCCCCCUGAGGAGCAGGAAGGCGAGGGAGGGAAGGAGCCCAAGAGGAAGGCGAAGCUGUGCCGCUGUGUCACCUGCCGUCAGAGGCCAUCCUCCAACAUGGACACCACCGCCUGGACCCUGGUCCUCUUCCUCUGGAUCUACAUCCUCUACUGCGCCGUCGGCCUGCCUACCCAGUCCGUGCUCGGACAGAUGUCCCUCAUCCUCGCCCUGGUCGUCGUGGCGUGGUGCUUCGGACGGUCCCGGCUGGAGGGCCAGGGGGACGUGCAUAUCAAUGUUGCUGCAGUUGCUGCUCCCACUCUUCCACCUCCACCCAACGCCCAGCAGAACCUACUUCCCUGGAGCCCCCCUCUGGAGCCGGACCCACAGAACAACAUUGCCCUCGGCUCCGUCUGCGUCAACCUGGAGCCCAUAGCCUGCAACUACAGCGAUGUCAUCUGCCAAAUAGCGUCCAGCCGUGUUUAAGACGACGCGAGUCCUGCCGCUUCCAUGGUCCAAUAACCUGGCCGAACCUACUUUGCUGUAUUCCCUGUUGCUCAUGUUGAGUUCCAGUCACGACUGUCAGACGAAAACCUUUCCAAGAGGUCAUUGAACAAUUUAUUUAUUUACACUUGUAGUGUUUAUAAAGUUUUGCGCCGGAGUUCUCUGGUCUCAAAACUCGUGCUUUUGUUUUUGCAGCUUAAUUAUGAUUUUUUUAGAAUAUAUUAAAGUAUUCUUUUUAGAACCCUAGAACAGUUUUCCACUUUCAAAUAGUACUAAACUUACCGGGCAAGACCUGUGAUUCUCUUAAAUAUUUCAGUAUGUUGGCUGGAACCAGCGCUUCUGACCCAUUUGCUUCAAGAAGUCAAUCACAAAGUGACUUUGUUAGAAAUUUUUAGAGUAUAUUAACACAUUUUAUGUAGAGGAAAAGAGAAAAUUACAUUGAAAAUUGAAGCAGUGCUGUGUAAA
Frankliniella occidentalis (western flower thrips) is the source of this 1136-nucleotide messenger RNA. RefSeq lists its product as uncharacterized. The record is from RefSeq and is a predicted model, not a curated record. Bases 60 to 653 code for a protein of 197 amino acids. Lineage: Eukaryota; Metazoa; Arthropoda; Insecta; Thysanoptera; Thripidae. The transcript is spliced from 2 exons.